Messenger RNA from Marmota monax (woodchuck), 2531 nucleotides. RefSeq lists its product as uncharacterized. Bases 2062 to 2196 code for a protein of 44 amino acids. The transcript is spliced from 2 exons. NCBI's taxonomy places the organism in Eukaryota, Metazoa, Chordata, Mammalia, Rodentia, Sciuridae. The record is from RefSeq and is a predicted model, not a curated record.
AAGCUCAUUGGUAGAGUGUGUGUUAGCAUGCAAAAGGCCCUGGGUUCAAGCCCCAGCACCAAAAAAAAGGCCUGUCACUCAACAGAAGCACAGAAGUGUUUGUAUUCAUCAGCUGAAUUCAAGCAAAAAUACUUUUUUAGAAAAUACUAAAAUACUAGGUGACUAAAGUAGGCAGGAAGAGAGGCUGUGAUAAAGAUAGCAAGGCACAGGAAAGCAGGCCUCACAGACCAUCUGUAGAUGAUGAACUGUACUCUAGAUAGUAUCUGAUGUAUUCAGUCCUGUGUUUUGUUUUGCACUAGCGGGGAUUGAACCCAGGGAUGCUCUAGCACUAAGUUACACACCCAGCCCUUUUUGAUUUUUUACUUUUGAGAUAGGGUUUUGCUAAGUUGCCAAGACUGGUCUCAAAUUUGAGAUCCUACUGCCUCAGCCUCCCAAGUGGCUGGGAUUUUAAGCGUACACCACCAAACCCAGCAGGGCUUUUGUUUUGUUUUGUUUUUUUCCCUGUGUGUGUGCAUAUGUGGUGCUGACCUUGCACAUAAGAGGCAAGCACUCUACCAACUGAGCUAUAUCCCCACGCCUAACCCAGCAAUCUUAUGGUUUAAUCACAUACUAUGAAAAUAGAGAAUGCUUUUUUGUCAGAAAAUUGAAGGAAAGGGCAAUGAUAUAAAAGUUCUCAGAUUCUAACUUCUAAACAAAUUCAUGAGGCUUUCAUGUCAUGUGGCCAUUCUUAGCUUCAAUUACUCCACUUCUGUAAAUACCCCGAAUUGGGGGCUGGGGAUGUGGCUCAAGCGGUAGCGCGCUCGCCUUUUGCGGCCCUGGUUUGAUCCUCAGCAUCACAUAAAAAAAAAAAAAAAAAAGAUGUGUCCGCCGAAAAACUAAAAAAUAAAUAUUAAAAUUCUCUCUCUUUUUAAAAAAAUAAAUAAAUCCCCAAAUUGGGGGGUGAGUAGAAGCUGCAAAGUUUAGAUCAUGUAACUGUCUUGACAUAGCCAUUUGAAGGAUAUAAGAGCUUAAAAGCGCACAGAAUAGGUCCUACUUUGAACAGCCCGACUUUUUUUAUCUUAUUUGUUAUGGGGCAAGGUUAUAAAUCUCAGCCAUCCUUUCUUUCCUCUGACAAGGUAAGACAUUGAAGCCCUUCAGAUGACCAAUUCUCUGGGGGAGCAAUUACUACUUCCUGAGCAGCUUGAUAAUGUUCUGCUCAUGUUUUUAGUUAGGCUGUGGCCAAGGCAAUGAUUUGAUAAUAAGAGAUCCUGAUUAAAUUAAGGAACCAUUUGCUCCUGAAUGAUGAUGUUUAUAAAAUGGUUGAUAUCCACAGUACCUGCUUUUUCAAAGGUCAAAAAAGUCUUUAACUAAAAUCUAGUAUAAGCAAAAUAAUCAGAAGCAGCAUAAAGUUUAUACUUUUCCUUGUUACCUCUGGGAAAAUGCUCUUUGCUUUCCCACCUGGCUCCUUUAGCCUCACAUUUGGAGGCUUGACAUUGGAAACAGAUGCCUGGGAAGAUGCCUGUGUAAGGAGUCUGUAAACUGCUAAACUCUUCGUAAAUUAGAAUCUAGUACUCUGGAGCCCUUGGUCAUCUAAGCUUGGUUUUCACACGCACCGCAUGCUCUCCCGUAUUUUAAGGCAAUGGCUUUCCAGAUUGAGUAGAUGGGACUUGUUUAUUAGAACUAUUGGCACCAUAGUCCACCUAAAGUGUUUAGACUAGCAAGACAAGAAGAGGCUUGAAAUACCCCCUAGUGUAUUGCUUAUUGAGCCCAUUUGAGCCAGGAAUUUUGCAAACUCCUGCGGAGCCCUGUGGGCCAUGGAGGUGAUACAGGAGAGGGCAGACAGAGUUGCCAGUGCCCCGCCUGGCCUGGGGAUUGCCUGCGCAGUUUCCUGAGAGCUCAGGGACCACACCGAGGUUGUAAUUGGUCGCUAGACCACACCUAGUUGUUGAGAGCGGUUGCUGCCUGAAGACCUCACAGCUCUGCUCAGAUCGCUGGAGUGUGCAGAAGCCAACCUUUAGCACCAGAACAGAGAGGAGCCACAAGCUGCGACAGUGGAAGAGUCGUGGAAACUUUGCCAAGGCAAUGCCGGCGUCGUCCACCAUCCACGUGCUGCAGGUGCUGCGGGAGCUGCUCGCCUUCGUUCUCCUCAGCUACACGGUACUCAUCGGGGCGCUGCUGCUGGCCGGUUGGACCACCUACUUCCUGGUGCUGAAGUGACAGCGCCGGCGCCCCGCCCCCACCGGGCACGAACCCGGCGCUGCUCCGCCCCCCUCGGCGGACGGCUGAGCCCAGCCGGACCGGCUAGCCAAAGAGCUCUGCGCCUGACGCGCGCGCCCAGGUUGCCCCUCGAGGGGCGGCCUCAACCCAAACCCCGACCCAUCGCUCGUGUCAUCACGCGCGACUCAGCUCAGCGCCUUCUGGCCCAAGGCGUUCCCCGCCCCGCGCGGAAUCUACAACGGUUGCGAGCCCGGCGCGGCCGUUACAGCCGUUGCCCCGGGCCCCGCCCCCUCGCUCCCCAUCUGUCCAAUCCUAACUGCUUCCUCGGGUGAGGG